AUGCUUAAAUCUAGUGCGGUAAAUGAGGUAGCUCGCCAUCGUUCGGCUGCAUUUCUGGCAGAUCAACGAAAUGUUGCAUUCAACACGCCUUUAGAUAGUGGGCGGACGGCAGCGCCGGGUGUUUCGGCGGUUCCGGAGCCGACUACAUUGUCGCGACCUAUAGGGCAACACAAUCCCACAUCUACAAAGCCGGACUUAGGAACAGUGGGUGCGGCAAUGGGUGGUGGUGAUGCCCAACAGACGGAAGCUGAGAAGGCGCAAUGGGCGCAGACUCAGCAGGAGGAUACCAUGAGGCAGCAAGUGAGGAAGAAAGCGCGCUGUGUGAUGGCGGAGGAAGCUCACCGCUAUCACAGCGAGCAUGGGAAUAGCACCAAGGUUAAGGCCCGCAUGGGCAAUCGGCAGCAAGGCCGCCCGCAGAAUGGCAAUGACCAGAAGGCAGGUGGUUGUGGUGGUAACCAUGGCGGGAAGAAUACUAAAGGAGGUGGUGGUCAGCAACAGCAGUUGACUACCCAGCAGCAGCAGUGA
Molecule: messenger RNA, 525 nt
Organism: Sphaeroforma arctica JP610
Lineage: Eukaryota; Ichthyosporea; Ichthyophonida
Exons: 2
Coding region: 1-525 (174 amino acids)
Source: RefSeq, a predicted model, not a curated record